Molecule: messenger RNA, 1071 nt
Organism: Nematolebias whitei (Rio pearlfish)
Lineage: Eukaryota; Metazoa; Chordata; Actinopteri; Cyprinodontiformes; Rivulidae
Gene: mibp2
Product: muscle-specific beta 1 integrin binding protein 2
Exons: 8
Coding region: 216-836 (206 amino acids)
Cellular component (GO): cytoplasm
Source: RefSeq, a predicted model, not a curated record
AACGGAAGCUGCAGUGUAGAGCGGAUCUCUCUUGAAGGAAGGCCGUGUCCGAGUCACAGCUCGUGUCCCAGCUCUUACCUUACUCUCUCAAUCUGAGCAACAUGGAGGAAUUAAGUAGUUGACGUUUUCUUCUUUUUUAAGCUGUCUUCCCGUCAGAUCAUUGUGCAUCUCACCCGGUUUUAUUGACGUUUUGAGCACUUUUUACGACCCGAACCAUGAAGUACAUCAUCGGAAUUGGCGGAGUUACAAACGGAGGGAAAACCACCCUGACCAACAGACUGAUCAAGAACCUGCCCAACUGCUGUGUGGUCCAUCAGGAUGACUUCUUCAAGCCCCAAGAUCAGAUUGAAGUUGGUGAAGAUGGCUUUAAGCAGUAUGAUGUCAUCACUUCUCUGGACAUGGACGCCAUGAUGAGCACCAUCCAUGCAUGGCACGAGAACCCGGUGAAGUUUGAAAAGUCUCAUGGCGUUAAUAACACCCUGGAUACCGAGAUCAUCCCCAAGUCGGACCACAAGAAGGAGGAGGAGACUCACAUCCUGAUUGUGGAAGGCUUCCUGCUUUACACCUACGGGCCUUUGAUCGACGUGCUGAACCAACGAUACUUCAUUUCCAUCCCAUAUGAAGAAUGCAAAAAGAGGAGGAGCUCCAGAAACUACAUUUUUCCUGAUCCCCCUGGUCUGUUUGAUGGCCAUGUGUGGCCCAUGUAUCUGAAACACAAGAACAUCAUGGAGGAAUCAGGCGUUGAUGUUGUGCAGCUAGAUGGAACCAUGUCCAAGGAGCAGCUCUUCAACUCCGUCUACGGGAACAUCCUGAACAUCAUGCAGGAACCUCUCUAACAAAGGUCAUCCGAUCGGCUAUACAAAGCGUUUACUCCAUUUGCAACCAGAAGACCAACUUGCCUUAACUUCCUACCAGGCAGUCGUUCAGUUUGACUGUCAUCUUUUUUUAUUUUUUACGUCUGUUUAGCAGCAUAAGAUGCUGAGAUGAUUUUUAUAUCCAUCAUAUUUAUUGCUUUGUCACAGGAAAUGUUAGAGGAUGGUUGCACAUGUCAAUAAAUGAUCCUUCUGCCAA